This is a messenger RNA of Schistocerca nitens (vagrant locust), 1135 nucleotides long. Its product is annotated as tRNA 2'-phosphotransferase 1. The record is from RefSeq and is a predicted model, not a curated record. The transcript has 5 exons. Bases 355 to 969 code for a protein of 204 amino acids. Gene Ontology annotation, biological process: tRNA splicing, via endonucleolytic cleavage and ligation. Gene Ontology annotation, molecular function: tRNA 2'-phosphotransferase activity. NCBI's taxonomy places the organism in Eukaryota, Metazoa, Arthropoda, Insecta, Orthoptera, Acrididae.
UUGGCGUGACGAAAAUAAACAUAUUUGUUUUUGGAUCGUGUCAAUUGAGGAAUUCAGUAGAAUUUAAAUAUUUAAUCCAAUUUGGUGAUCUGAAACUGUGUUUCGAAGAUGAGAAGAAAUCAGUUAUUGAAAUGUGAUACAUUAAUUUAAAUUUAGCUCAGUUUGUAAAGUUGUUCUCAGGCUCGAAUCCCAAGCAAGGUCUAACAUGGAACACACAUGAUGCUCAACUGAACUACAGUGGGGGCAGGUUGUCAACACCGGCUGCUAUUAAGGUGCAGCAUUGUGAAUGCCCUAUCGACCAUUCUGACUUCACUCACCGAACUUCAUUGUCAGAGUUUGUUGUUGCUGAGAAAAAUGCAUGGUAAGGACAUUUCUUUGAGCAAAGCAUUGUCAUGGAUUUUGCGCCAUGGUGCAGUUAAAGAAGGGCUAGCCAUUACUGAAGAUGGUUUUGUGGCAGUGGAGGAGAUUCUGAGCCAUAAAUCAUUUAGAAACUAUCAGUUAUCAGAUAUACAACGUGUCGUGGCAGAAAAUGAAAAGCAGAGAUUUGCAUUACGAACAGAUACUGAGACAGGGACACUUUACAUUAGAGCUAAUCAAGGUCAUUCAAUACAGGCCAUACAGAAACUGGAUCUUGAUCCAAUACUAGAAUCUUCAAACACUCCUGUGGUUAUACAUGGAACAUACAAGAAGCACUGGGAAAAGAUUAAGCAUGAAGGUCUGAGUCGCAUGUCAAGAAUGCACAUUCAUUUUGCUCCUGGUGAGCCUGGCAAGGAAGGAGUUAUAAGCGGCAUGCGUAAAUCAGCUGAUUUGUAUAUCUACAUUGAUAUGCCAAAAGCUCUUGCAGAUGGUUUGAAAUUCUACAGAUCCUCAAAUAAUGUUAUACUGAGCCCAGGAAAUGACAGUGGGUUGAUACUGCCAAAAUACUUCAGAAAGGUUACUGAUAAACACGGAAGAGAAUUAGAAAAAUGACAAUUUCAUUUUGAGUGUGACUCAAUGAAUACAGUAAACAUGUAAAUAUUUCUCAGAUCUGUACAGACAGAGGAGAAAGGAGGGCAACUAAUUUCUGUAAAUAAAAAUGCACAUUAAUUGUUUCUAAAAAAUAAUUAUAUAUAUUUCUGUACAAAAUAUACAAUGC